CGAAGGGACACCACGCCUGCUGUCCCCGCGUUACACGUCACCAAAACUUUCCCAAAACUUUCCACGAAGUUCCAGAAAAUUGUGUGUGUUGUGUGCAUAGUGUUGAUGUGUUUGUGAAGUGAAGAUGCGUGCCAGCGGGUGCUGGCUGGCACUCCUGGCGGUGUGCGUCGUGGCACAAGACACCAGGCACUUAUCAGGACGUGUGGGCCGAGUCAAGAGUCGGCUGUCCAAGCCCUUUUUAAAAAAAAUACGCUUCAAAGGGGACACAAUAUGUCCGUCUACCAUGUUCCAGUGUCCCGAGGGGACCUGCAUCGAGCGGUCGAGGGUCUGCAAUUAUCAGAAAGACUGCGAGAAGGGCGAAGAUGAGUUCCAGCAGUGCCCUCCACCAGACUGCCUGCAGGAUGAGCUGUCCUGCGGGCAGUACGUCUUCAACAAGACGUACUGCUACUCUGCACAUUAUCGGUGCGAUAUGCACGUCGACUGCAUGGAUGGCAGCGACGAAGCCGACUGCACGUACAGAAAGUGUCAGCCGGACGACUUUCAGUGCGGCGUCGAGACGUCCGUAUUAGGAAAGGCGGCUUCGCAGGGACCCUGCAUACCCAAGGAAAAGAGAUGCGAUGGUUACUUAGACUGCAGAACAGGCAAGGACGAGGAAGGCUGCGCGAACAACACCACGAUUUGUCGACUAGACGAGUUCCGCUGCGAGUCGGGCAACAAGUGUGUCAACAUGUCCGCCAAGUGUAACCAUGAGAACGACUGCGGGGACAACUCGGAUGAGGCGCAUUGUAGCUUCCCGCCCUGCCACAUCGGCCAGUUCCGCUGCAGCAACGCCCUCUGCAUCCCCGCCACGUUCCACUGCGAUGGCUACAAAGACUGUCGCGACGGUUCAGACGAGGCCAACUGUACCGCCAUUGCCUGCCCCGACAACAAGUACCUCUGUCCGCGAGGCGCGCCUGGCGGACAACAUAAGUGUAUAGCGAGAUCGCAGCUGUGCGAUGGGAAGAAGGAUUGUGAAGAUAAUGCUGAUGAGGACGCCGCUUGCUCAACAUCUUCCUGUCCAGCACUAGGCUGCGAGUACAAAUGCGUGGCAUCGCCCUCAGGUGGCGCUUGCGCGUGUGCGGCCGGACUAACGCUCGCGCCGGACAACCGCACCUGCGUCGACCGCGAUGAGUGCAAGGAAUGGGGCUAUUGCCAUCAGUUGUGCGUCAACACGCCUGGAUUCUACAAAUGUGCGUGCGCCCCCGGCUACACGCUGGUGGACGGUUCCCGCUGCGUGGCCUCGGCCUCCGCCGCGCCCGCUUUGCUCCUGGCUUACGAGAAGGCGAUCCUUCGUAUGGACAUGCACGGCCGUGCGCCCGCUGUACUCGCUAACGCUACCGCAGCCGCUGGCUUAGACUUCCAUUUUAAGAAGAAUCUGCUGUUCUGGUCCGAUCUUAAAACUAGAAAGAUCCACAUCCAACACCUAAGCUCCCCAGCGGGCGCGACGACCUACGAGAACGACAUCACCGUCACCGGCUCCUGGGCCCCCGUGGCUCUCGCGGUAGACUGGGUCGGAGAUAAACUCUACGUCGCAGAUGCGGUGGGACAGAAAAUAGAUGUGUUUGAGCUGGAUGGGAGGUGGCAUGCUGUGGUUUUGGGCAGUAACUUGACCAGCCCGGCCGAUAUCGCGUUGGAUCCGACGCUUGGGUUAAUGUUUGUUGCUGACAGCAAUCAGAUUAUACGAGCAAACAUGGAUGGUACACACGCAAAAUCAAUCGUCUCCGAAGCAGCUUACAAAGCAUCCGGUAUCGCCGUGGACAUUAUCGCUCGCCGCGUCUUCUGGUGCGACUCUUUAUUAGACUACAUCGAAACAGUGGACUAUGAAGGCAACCAUCGCUUCCUCGUACUACGCGGGCAGCAGGUUCCCAGCCCUUCACGUCUGGCCCUCUUUGAAGACAGGGUCUACUGGUCUGAUGCCACCAAACAAGGCAUCAGCUCCGUCAACAAAUUCGAAGGCUCAACCAGCAUACAGGCCAUUUACAAAAUGAAAGACAUCAGAGACCCCAAAGCGGUCAGCGUCAUACAUUCUCUAAAACAGACGUCAGUGAACAAUCCUUGUGGACAUGACAAUGGUGGUUGCGCUCACUUGUGUAUAGUCACCGCCCUGCAGAACGGCGGUCUAGGCUACCGGUGCGCCUGCAACAUUGGCUACAAACUAGAAACAGACUUACGAAGCUGUGAUAUCGUAUCAGAGUUCCUUAUGUAUUCUCAGCAGAGGUUCAUCAAAGGCAAAGUCUUGAACCCUGUCAUAGAAGGCUUCAGCGAAGCCAUAUUGCCCGUAGUUUCUAGAAGAGCGAGAUUCGUAGGUUUAGACUUCGAUGCUAGAGAUAAUCAUAUUUACUAUUCCGAUGUUUUACAAGAUGUGAUUUAUAGAGUACAUAGAAAUGGAUCAACUAGGGAAAUAGUGUUGGCGUCGCAGAAUGAAGGAGUCGAAGGCUUAGCAGUCGACUGGGCGUCGAAGAAUUUGUAUUAUAUUGAUUCAAGGAAAGGUACAUUAAACGUUCUAUCUACUACAAAUGUAACAUACAAAAGAACUUUGCUGAAAGACCUGAAAAGACCGAGAGCUAUUGUGGUGCAUCCGAACAAAGGUUACAUAUUCUUCUCGGAAUGGGAUCGACCAGCUAACAUCAGCCGAGCGAAUACAGAUGGAACUGGUCUACUUGUUUUCGAGAACGUAACUCUUGGAUGGCCUAACGGUCUUUCCAUAGAUUUCGACGCCGAUCGCGUUUACUGGUGCGAUGCUUUAUUAGACCACGUCCAACACGCUAAACUAGACGGCACUGAUGUGAAAACAGUAAACUCCAGACUUAUCAGACAUCCAUUCUCCAUCGUCAUUUACAAAGAAUUCAUGUAUAUUACCGACUGGCGGUUAGAUGCUAUAGUCAGGCUGCAUAAGCUCACAGGUGAACAGGAAGAUAUUAUGGUGAGAGAGCCUCAGACGAACAGACUUUACGGUGUCAAAGUUUACAGUGAAGAGAUACAGAAAAUACACCCAAAUCAACCCUGUUCGAUCAGGAAUGGAAACUGUCAGAAGCUUUGCUUUGCUAUCCCAAGAAACAACACUGAGUUAUUACAAGUGAAGUGUGGUUGUCCGUAUGGAGAGAAGUUAGACGCGGAUGGUACGAGCUGCAUAGCGGAUCCUAACAAGGAACCGCCGGUGCAGGCUUGUCCUAACACUUGGGACUUUACGUGUAACAACCAGCGCUGUAUUCCGAAGAGUUGGGUGUGCGAUGGAGAUGACGACUGCUUGGACAACAGUGAUGAGGAGCAAAAUUGCACCAAAACUACCUGCAGCGCCUCAGAAUUCAUGUGCAAAUCCGGCCGCUGCAUACCAGCGACGUUCAAAUGCGACAGCGAGAACGAUUGCGGCGACUUCUCAGACGAGAGUGGAUGCGUCAACGCGACAUGUUCCGCGUCGCAGUUCCAGUGCGACAACGGAAGAUGCGUGCCUAGCACUUGGAAGUGUGAUUCGGAGAACGAUUGCGGGGACGGUUCGGAUGAAGGCACACAUUGCGCGGAAAAAACUUGCGCUUAUUUCCAGUUUACCUGUCCGCGAACCGGCCACUGCAUCCCAGCAUCCUGGGUAUGCGAUGGCGACGAUGACUGCUUCGACAAACAAGACGAAGCUGACUGCCCCCCCAUCUCCUGUCUCGCCAGCCAAUUCAAAUGUGCUGACCUCAAACAAUGCGUCCAGGAAGCUUACAAGUGCGAUGGCAUACCGGAUUGUAACGAUGGAAGCGAUGAGGCUGGUUGUCCGUCGCUGGCGCCGCAUCAGUGCUCGCCGGAUAAGCAGUUCCAGUGUCAAAGUUCUGGGAUUUGUAUACCGAGGACUUGGUAUUGCGAUGGUUCACCAGACUGCGAAGACUUAUCCGACGAGCCGGCCACGUGCGGCGCGGCCGCGUGCCCGCCCAACCACUUCAAGUGCGCCUCGGGACGUUGCGUGUACCAAGCCUACGUGUGCGAUGGACGGGAUGACUGUGGCGAUGGAUCCGAUGAGGGCACUGCGCAUGCGUGCAAACCACCACCUUUCAGAUGCCCGUCAGGACAAUGGCAGUGUCCAGGAGUCACGGGUCGCUGUGUCAACCUCACGCAAGUCUGUGAUAGCAAAUUUGAUUGCCCCAACGGAGCUGAUGAAGGACCAAGUUGCGAUUUUGCUGAAUGCCAACAUCAAUCAGGUCUCUGCUCGAACGAUUGCAAGCAAACGCCUAAUGGUCCAUUAUGUCUCUGCCCAUCGGGCGAAGAAUUGGAGUCCGAUGGCUUCCGAUGCAAAGAUAUCGACGAAUGCAACCCGCCAGGCCUUUGCUCUCAAACUUGUGUUAACACUAAAGGAUCUUACCACUGCGGCUGUGUGGAUGGCUACGUACUAGCCACGGAUAAGCAUAUGUGCAAAGCCAACAACCACUCCAGUGCCUUCCUCAUAAUCUCUAACAGACAUUCCAUCUUAGUAGCAGAUCUUAACGAACAAGGCUUAGAAAGAGUCCCAAUCAGUGUCGAAAACGUCGUCGCUACAGACUCGAAUAUGCACACCGGAACUAUCUUCUGGUCCGAUAUGAAGUUAAAGACGAUUUCAAGGUUAGAUCGUGGAAGCGAGCCUAAGGUUUUGGUGUCCACUGGCUUGGACUUAGUAGAAGGUUUGGCUUAUGAUUGGGUGGGUGGAAAUAUCUACUGGUUGGACAGUAAGUUGAAUACGAUUGAGGUCGCUAGAGAAGAUGGAAGCGCGAGAACAACUUUGUUGAGUGGAAAUGUUACGCAGCCAAGAGGAAUGUGCUUAGAUCCCGCUCCUAGCGCAAGAUGGUUGUUCUGGACUGAUUGGGGAGAAAAUCCUCGUAUCGAACGCGUCGGCAUGGACGGUUCCAACCGUAUGGCAAUCAUCACCUCCAAGAUCUACUGGCCUAACGGCCUGACCCUCGACACAGCCACACAACGCGUCUACUUCGCGGAUUCCAAGCUAGAUUUCAUAGAUUUCUGUAACUACAACGGCACAGGACGGCAGCAAGUGUUAGCUGGAAGCCAUUACCUAUUACAUCCGCAUUCAUUAACUAUGUUCGAAGACACGUUGUAUUGGACAGAUAGACAGUUGAACAGAGUACUAUCAGCUCACAAAUUCAGAGGCACCAACCAAACAGUGGUAUCUCAUCUGAUCUCGCAGCCUCUUUCGAUCCAUGUGCACCAUCCAUCGCUGCAGCCCCAAUAUACAAAUCCUUGCAAGCCUGAUUCGUGCCAGCAUCUUUGCUUACUCAGUCCAGACAAGCCAACAGGUUACACUUGCUAUUGCAAACCUGGGUUUAAAUUACUGUCUGAAGGAAAAUGCGUGGAAGAGGAGAACGCAUACCUGAUGGUUCUGAAAGGAUCACAAAUCAUCGAUUUGUCACCAGAUGGUUCUGGAAAGGCCGGUCAGCUUGCACCAGUUGUUGGCGUUCAAGGUGGAGUUCAAAUCGACUACGACCGUCAAGGCCACAUGCUAUACUGGCUACAAUCCGUCUCCGGCGACAGUGAAGACAACGAGAACUGCACCAUCUACAGCAUGCCCUACGGAGGCGGCAACAAGGAAGAAUUCUUCGGAGACGACACCGGUAUCGUUGGGGCACCUUCAGCUAUCGCCUUUGAUUGGCUCGGCCGUAAUAUGUUUAUGGCCAAUAGAAUCGCUAGCAACAUUGAGAUGGUCCGGAUCGAUGGGAAGAUCAAGUACAGGACUAUUAUUUUGGCCAAUGAUGGAAGCCGGUUGUCCAUUGCGAGGCCAAAGGGCAUCUGUUUGGAUCCUACUGAAGGAAAAAUCUUCUGGUCAGACGAAGGCGGCUACGGUGUGCCAGCGAAGAUCGGACGCGCCAACAUGGACGGUACCAACCCAAUAGUGCUGGUCGAUGCCAUCGAACGACCUGAAGCCAUCACCAUCGACAUCGAGAAGAAGGUCAUCUACUUCAGCACGCAAUACCCAGCUAGUGUCAGCAGCGUGAACACAGACGGCAACGAUCGCCGUACCGUGCUCUCAGAAGCCAAUGAUAUUUCAUAUCCUAAAGCUAUCGCAGUGCUCGACUCAAGACUGUACGUCCUGGACCAAAGACACGAAAAGAUAAUCAAGGCCGAUCUCCCGAACGGUGACAACAUCAAAGUUAUCAUGGACAAUGAAAGCGAUCUGAAAUCCCUCACGAUAUUCCAAAAGAGAAAGAUGAUCCAUCAUCCGUGCUUGCAGAAUAAUGGAGGAUGCGAACAGAUUUGUAUCCCUGGUGAAGGCGGGUCAAGAGUAUGCGCUUGCUCAGUAGGAUACAAGAAAGAAAACGAGAUCAACUGUGUGCCUUACAAGACAUUUGCAGUUGUGUCACAACUCGACCUCAUCCGAGGAUACAGUUUGGAUAACAGCGCUGAAGCUAUGGUCCCGGUUACUGGCUUGGGACACCACAUCCUACAUGUAGACGUACAUUUCGCUGAGAACUACAUAUAUUGGGUGGAAUUCAAUCGCGGACAAUGGAACGGAAUCUUCCGCAUCCGACCUAAUGGCACAGAAUUACAACACAUCGUUAAAGAUGGCAUCGGUAGCAACGGCAUUCGAGGGCUGGCAAUUGACUGGGUUGCUGGUAACUUGUACUUCACAAACGUCUUCCCGCACGAGAAUUAUGUAGAAAUGUGCUGGCUCGACGGUUCUCACAGGAAAGUACUUGUUAAGAAGACCAUGGAAGCCCCACGCGAACUCGCUGUAAAUCCGAUAAAACGACUGCUAUACUGGAUUGACUACGGCCAAUACCCGCAUAUUGGGAAAUCUUACCUUGAUGGUUCCAAAUGGGAGCCAGUUGUAAGCUCAGGAAUCUCGAACCCUAGAGAUCUUACCAUCGAUAUGCUAUCUCACGACGUUUACUGGGUAGAUUCCAAACUGGAUCAGAUUCAGAAGAUUUCAUACAACGGUGGAAACAGGCAGGUGAUCCGCUCCAACUUACCAAACCCCAUGGGAAUUGCUAUUCACACGACAAGCGUGUACUGGGUAGACAGAAACUUGCAAACCAUCUACAAGGCUUCUAAACUUCCAGGAAAUAUGUCUAUGCCUGAAAAGAUGAGGACGAAUUUGCCAAAAUUGAGGGACAUCGUUAUUUUUGAUAUAAACAACCAGCCAAUAGACGAAACUAAUCCGUGCAGAAAGUUAGGAAACGGUGGUUGUGAGCAAUUGUGUUUCAGCUUCCCUCCGGACGCCAGUUUCCAAGGAAACAUGCACCGCUGCGAUUGUGCCACAGGCCAGGUAUCAAAGAGCAACCCAAGCAAAUGCGAAGCUGUUGACGAAUAUCUAGUCUUCACCACCAGAACCGAAAUCCGUGCCGUCAACCUAGACCCCAAAUCCACUGGAACGCCAUUCAAACCUGUCGUUAAUUUAACUAACGUAGUCGGCGUUGAAUUUGACUAUGCGGACAAUAAAUUGUUCUUCACUCAGAUCCGCCCGUGGGCUAAAAUCGCCUGGAUGCCAUCAACCAAUCCUGAUCCUUCAACUAUCCAAAACAUACUGCAAAAGAACAUCAAUCCUGAGGGAAUCGCUUAUGAUUGGACACAGAAGAAGAUCUACUGGACUGACAGUUCUAACAACUCGAUUUACGCUAUGAAUCUCGAUGGCUCCAUGAUUGUGAUGAUCGCCAGAGUAGAACGGCCCAGAGCUAUUGUAGUACACCCCUGCAACGGAACUUUAUACUACACUGAUUGGGGUAGAUUCGGAACUUCGGGCAAAAUUUACAGAACCACUAUGGCCGGGACACUAAAGAAAGCCAUCAUAGAUAAAGACCUUUCGCAACCGAGCGGUCUCACGAUUGAUUUCGAUGACUCCAUGCUGUAUUGGACGGACGCCGUGCGAGAGAAAAUCGAGCGAUCAAAAAUGGACGGAUCGGAUCGCGAGGUCCUCAUCUCCGCUACGAUCUAUCCAUUCGCGAUCACAGUAUUCCGCAAUUACAUCUACUGGACUGACUUACAGCUUCGCGGCGUUUAUCGCGCUGAGAAGCACACCGGAGCUAACAUGGUAGAGAUGGUGAAAAGGUUAGAAGAUUCACCACGAGAUAUCCACGUUUACAGCACCAGCCGACAGACUUGCACAGCAAACCUCUGUAACAUCAAUAAUGGUGGCUGUGCUCACUCCUGCCACCCAGCACCCAAUAACACCGUCGAAUGCAAGUGCGACGACAACUUCAAGCUAGUCAAUGAGGGGCGAAUGUGUGUACCGCGCAAUGUAACUUGUGACGCUGGCAAAUUCUCAUGUGCCAAUGGCAAAUGCAUCAGUCGUAUGUGGGCGUGUGAUGGUGAUGACGACUGUGGCGACCGCUCUGACGAACUACCUGAUUACUGCGCAUACCACUCCUGUUCCCCUCACGAGUUCCGCUGCAACAACGGCCGCUGCAUCUUCAAAUCUUGGAAAUGUGAUCAUGAAAACGACUGUAAAGACGGCUCUGAUGAAGAAGGUUGCGUGUACGCGCCGUGUGCUGAUGGAGAAUUCACUUGCGCCAACUCGCGCUGCAUACCGAUGUCUCAAGUGUGCAACGGAAUCAACGACUGCAAAGACAACGUCACGUCAGAUGAAACGCACGAACGGUGCCCGAAGAACACCACAUGCCCAGCUAACCAUCUCAAGUGUGAAAAGACGAAUAUCUGCGUUGAGCCUUAUUGGUUAUGCGACGGCGAUAACGACUGUGGAGACAAUUCAGAUGAAAAUCCGCUGCAUUGCGCUCAGAGGACAUGUCCGCAGAAUAGCUUCCGCUGCCCUAACCACCGUUGCAUCCCCGCUACUUGGUACUGCGAUGGUGAUGAUGACUGCGGAGAUGGUGCCGACGAACCGCCAGAAUACUGCCGCUCAGAAGGCCGCACAUGCUUCGGCGAUCUAUUCACUUGCGACAACGGAAACUGUAUUCCAAGAAUCUACAUCUGCGACGGUGACAACGACUGUCUUGACAGCAGCGAUGAAGACGAAAGACACCAAUGUAAUGAACGCAAAUGCGACGCGGAAACCGAAUACACUUGCGAAGCGAAUAAAAUCUGGAACCGCGCUCAAUGUAUCCCACGCAAAUGGUUGUGCGACGGCGACCCCGACUGCGUUGACGGUGCGGAUGAAAAUGCGUCGAUACACCACUGUGCUACACCCGCUCCUUGCUCCGAAGACCAGUUCCAGUGCACCAAUGGACGCUGCAUUAAUAAGGGUUGGGUUUGCGACCACGAUAACGACUGCGGCGACGGCUCCGAUGAAGGAAAACACUGCAACUCGCUUUACAAACAGUGUUCCGAUCAAGAAUUCAAAUGCCAGAACUUCAAGUGUAUCCGUAAUCAUUUCCGUUGUGAUGGUGAAGAUGAUUGUGGUGACCAUUCUGACGAAGUCGGCUGUAAUAAAGAGAACAAGACUUGUCCGGCUGGACAAUUCAAAUGUAACAAUGACCAGUGCAUUGACAACAGACUGGUAUGCAAUAAAGUGUCAGAUUGUGCGGAUGAUUCAGAUGAGCCUGCACAUUGCAAUGUCGAUGAAUGCGCCAAGUUAGAGAGUAACCAGUGCGGACACAAAUGCAUAGACACACUAACUGGUUUCUACUGUGACUGCAACCAAGGCUACAAGCUGUUGUCAGAUGGUAAAGCUUGUGCUGAUAUAGACGAAUGUUUGGAAACACCAGGAGUUUGCUCACAAUAUUGCUCCAACACCCCAGGAUCUUACUACUGUAAAUGUAACGACCGGUACUACGAAAGAGAAGCCGAUGAGCAUACCUGCAAGAGGAAGGACAACAUCACAGCCUGGGUCAUAUUCACAAACAAAUACUACGUCAGAAAUAUGUCGACAGACGCUUCUCGUUACAAUCUAGUCCACCAAGACCUAAUGAACGUCGUGGCCAUCGACUUCGACAUCAAAGAAAACAAGAUGUACUUCGCCGAUGUUUCAGCCAAAACUAUCUAUCGCUCGGACUUUACAGAUCCUAAUCCUACUAAGGAAGUAGUGAUCAGACAUGACUCGCAUGGUUUAGAAGGAAUAGCAAUAGACUGGAUCGGAAGGAAAUUGUACUGGCUGGAUAGACAUUCUAAGAACCUUGAUGUGUCUGAAUUAGAUGGUACACGUAGAAAGACUCUCAAGACUGGCAUUGCCGACCCUCGUGCUAUCAUUGUCCACCCUGGUACUGGAUAUUUGUACUUCACAUCUUGGCACCUCCAAGCUUAUAUCGGAAAGAUGGGCAUGGAUGGUUCUAACUUCACCGCCAUUUUGAACUGGGAAGAUGACAUCGCGUGGCCGAAUGCUCUAACCAUCGACUAUUUCACAGACAGAAUCUACUGGGCUGACGCUCAUUUGGACUACAUUGGUUCCGCUGAUCUUGAAGGAAAACAUAGACACGUCGUGCUUUCUGGAGAUAAGGUACCUCACGUUUUCGCUAUCAGCUUGUUCGAUGAUGAAAUCUACUGGACGGACUGGAAUCUUAAAGCUAUAAGCAAGGCCAACAAACAUUCCGGAGAGAAUCUUACGCUUUUGAGAAAUACUACACACAGGCCUUAUGAUAUCCACGUAGUCCACCCACUGAGACAGCUGCCUUACCACAAUCCUUGCGGCGAUAACAACGGUGGAUGCUCGCACUUAUGUCUUAUUGCUCCGCCUCACGAGUCCAGUUACUUGAACAUCGAAGGUUACGGCGAGGAAGGCGCGACUACAUACAAAUGCGCAUGUCCGAACCAAUAUUACCUGGCUCGAGAUAUGAAGACCUGUAUUGCCAACUGUACCGAUGGCCAGCAUAGAUGUAACGGCCGCGAUGAGAAAUGUAUUCCCUGGUUCUGGAAGUGCGAUGGCGAGAAAGAUUGUAUGGAUGGUUCGGAUGAACCUGACACGUGCCCUGUACGGCAUUGCAGAGCUGGUUCCUUCCAAUGUAAGAAUACCAACUGUACUCCUGCAGCUACUAUUUGCGACGGUACUGACGAUUGUGGGGAUGGAAGCGACGAAGCUGAGUGCGCACACGAAUGUCCACUCCUCGAGUUCAAGUGCAAAGCCAGUGGCCGUUGUAUCUUGGACAGCUGGAAGUGCGACGGUGACACAGAUUGCAAAGACAACAGCGACGAAGACCCAAUAAUGUGUCACAACAGACCUUGUGAUGUAGACACCGAAUUCUCCUGCAAGAACGGCCGAUGCAUCCCUAAACUGUGGAUGUGCGAUUUCGACAACGAUUGCGGUGACGAUUCGGAUGAACCUGCUUACAUGUGCAGACAGAAGAACUGUACCACUGGAUGGAGACGCUGCCCUGGACAGUCCAACUACAGAUGCAUACCUAAAUGGCUCUUCUGCGACGGAAAAGACGACUGCAGAGAUGGAUCAGAUGAAUUACCAGAGAACUGUCCUUCAUGCAAUGCGGAUACUGACUUCACGUGCGAGAAUAAGCGUUGUAUACCUAAGCAAUGGCUUUGUGAUUUCACUGAUGACUGUGGCGAUGGAAGCGAUGAAGCCGAAGGAGUCUGCCGACAUCAAUACAGAGAAUGCUCGGAAUCAGAGUUCAAAUGCGGCAACGGAAAGUGUAUAUCCUCAAGAUGGCGCUGUGAUCACGAAGACGAUUGCGGGGACAAUUCAGACGAGAUGUCAUGCGGCGGCUUCCAGUGCAAGAAUGGAACUUUCCAGUGCAAGUCGGGACAUUGCAUCGCGUCGUACUUCCGCUGCGAUGGCGACCGAGAUUGUCGCGAUCUGUCGGACGAGAUCGGCUGCCCGCCGCGCUUCCCUGGCGGCAGAUACUGCCCGGAGAGCAGAUUCCAGUGCGCGAACAACCUCUGCGUGUCACAAUCGGACCUGUGCGACGGAGCGGACGACUGCGGCGACGGUAGUGAUGAAGCACCGGCGUUGUGUACCAACUUCAACUGUGAUACGCUAAGGCGGUUCCACUGCACUAACCAUCGAUGUGUGCCCAGAUACCAAGUUUGCGACGGAGUAGACAACUGCGGUGACGGCUCAGACGAGAACAAUAUGACGCUCUGCGCAGCCCGUGCCAAGCCUUGCGACCCAUACACACAGUUCCAAUGUGCCAACCGCCGAUGCGUCGAGCGAACGCAGCUCUGCGAUCUGUCAGAUGACUGCGGAGAUGCUAGUGAUGAGAGGGGUUGUCAUCACGCUAAGACUUGUGAUAUGAUCUCUAAAGGUGGCUGCGAACACUUCUGCACGAACCUGACCGGCGGUACUGGUGUAGGCUACAUCUGUUCCUGCUAUCAGGGCUACAUCAUCUCUCACGCGGACCCUAAGCGAUGCGAGGAUGUGAACGAGUGUGCUACGGGAGACCAUCACUGCUCGCAGCUCUGCUCUAACCUGAAUGGCAGCUAUAGUUGCAGUUGCAGGGAAGGAUUCAAACUGGCUGACAGCCUCUCCGGUGUAUGCAAAGCGACGGAAGAGGAUGUAGUGCUAAUGUUCGCCAACGGCCCUGAGAUCCGAGGCUUCGUGCAAGACAAAAACGAAGAAUACGAAGUCAUCUCAUCAGAGAAACGCAUCGAGGCCAUCGAUUACGAUCCUCUGCAUGAGAUGGUCUUCUGGGCUGACAGUUACGAUAAAACAAUCAAGAGAUCAUACAUGGUCAACGCGUUGCAUGGGGAAGUUAAGAGUGGAUUCGCUCAGGAUCUUAACAUGAAGGGAAGCUCGAAGCCUACAGCUUUAGCCGUAGAUUAUAUUGGUGAAAACUUAUACUGGACGGAAACGGAUAGAACUGGCUCCAAACCGCGCGGUCGCGUUAUGGUCGCUAAGACUGACGGAAGAUACCGACGAGCGUUGGUAACUGUGGGUAUAGAAAGUCCAACAUCAGUUGUGGUCGAUCCGCAGCAGGGUAAAAUGUAUUGGGCGGAUGCUGGCUCAGCGCCGAAGAUCGAAACCGCUUGGAUGGACGGUUCACAACGCCGACCGCUUAUUACCGAGAACAUCAGACACCCGACUGGCUUGGCUAUUGACCAUGCUAUGGAUCACACUAUCUACUGGGUGGACACGAAAUUGAACACCAUUGAGAUGAUGCGGCCAGACGGUUCGCUCCGAAAGACGGUUCUGAAGGGAGAUAUGUUGAAACACCCUGUGUCUUUGGACGUGUUUGAGUCCUCUCUGUUCUGGGUGACGAGAGAGUCAGGAGAGCUUGUACGUCAGGAUAAAUUCGGGCGCGGCGUGCCGUUUAUACUGUCUAAGGAUCUAGUCAACCCAUCGGCUGUUAAAGUGUACCACCCACGUCGCUACAACACCUCGGUGACCAGCGGUUGUUCGUCAAACCCGUGCUCGCAUCUCUGCCUUGCCGUACCCAACGGUCGGCGCUGCGCCUGCCCUGACUCAGCCGCUCCCAAACCUAAGGGCAUUGCUCAGGAACAAGCUUGUGAUGCCGCUGCGGAAGUCCCACGGCCACUCCCACGCAUCUGCCCCUGCCAGAACGGUGGCGUCUGCUCCGAAACCACCAACGGCGAAUUAGAAUGCAUCUGCCGAGCGCCGUUAUUACCACCAUAUUGCGCUGAAGCGGCGGCAUCGACAAGAGCUGCGCCCGCUGCUGUAUUAGUACCAGUACUAUUGGUGCUGCUAUUGGCUAUAGCUGGAGCGGCAGCAUGGUUCGUCAUAAGGAAAAGGCCAUUCGGCAAAGGCGGCGGCCUGAGCAGCCUAGCGUCGUCCCAGAGCGUAUCCUUCCGCCAGGGCUCCAAUGUUGAGUUCGGCGGAGUCGCUGAGCCGGCGUAUUCAUUAGAAGAUGCUCGGAGGAAGGGUCGGGACUUCUCCAAUCCUAUGUAUGACGCCGUCACGCGCGCCGCCGCGCAAGGCGAACCUGAGCCUUUACCGGGCAUCUACGAAGUCCCGGACGAGUUGAAAGACAAAGCGGUGUCCGCGGUGAUAUCCCCGUCGUCGACGGAGACCCGCGGCGCGGCGCGGCCCCGCGCGCUCGACCCGGCCGCCGACACGGGCGCCGACACCGCGCAGCUCGUGCGCGAGGACCGCGACUGCUGA
Molecule: messenger RNA, 13951 nt
Organism: Cydia amplana
Lineage: Eukaryota; Metazoa; Arthropoda; Insecta; Lepidoptera; Tortricidae
Gene: mgl
Product: low-density lipoprotein receptor-related protein 2
Exons: 27
Coding region: 125-13951 (4608 amino acids)
Biological process (GO): receptor-mediated endocytosis
Cellular component (GO): plasma membrane; signaling receptor complex; apical plasma membrane
Molecular function (GO): hormone binding; protein binding; calcium ion binding
Source: RefSeq, a predicted model, not a curated record